GAGACCACGGCUCGUAUUUUUGAACAGAUUGAGUAUGGCCAGGCGUAGCUGAAUGUUUCCCCGUUCCGUAUCUGGUUGCAAAACAUCGACAGGUCUUCCCUCGUGUGAUGGAUAUGUUUUACCCUUCUCAUAUCGGUUGAAUUGAAAUUUUUAGCGGUGUCUGUUUGUGAUAAAUAUGAGUUCUCAUGUUAUCACGCCUGGACCGUACCGAGCCACAAAACUGUGGAAUGAAGUCACCCGUCUGUUUCGGGCUGGUAUGCCCCUCAGGAAGCAUCGACAGAACUUCCGGCACUACUCCUCCUGCUUCAUGGCCUCUGCUGCUGUGGAUUGGUUGCACCAGCUGCUCUGCAGCAACAGCAAUUUUGGCCCUGAUGUCACCAGGCAGCAGACAGUGCAGCUCCUGAAAAAGUUUCUGAAGAACCAUGUGAUCGAAGAUAUGAAGGGCCGUUGGGGUACGGAGGACCUGGAGGACAACAACAUGUUGUACAGAUUCCCCUCCUCUUCUCCUCUAAAGCCCAUUCCCUGUCGAGCUCCACCUUCAGACUGCAGCUCCAUAAAGAAAAGGCCAUCACUGAGGGACAGAGAAGGUUUCUUCAAGUUUAGGAGUAUCAAAAAGCACGAGAAGGAGACGCAGGAAAAUGUCGAUCCUGCGAUCCAUGCACAGGCAGAGGGACUGAGUCAGCCAGUUGGAGAGCAGGUCCAGAGGCGAGCACUGACAGUGGAGGAUGAACGGGAUAUCUGGAGAGACAUCACCCUGACCCACUUGCAGAGGAUUCUGGGUGUUGCAUCUCUUGAUGAUGUUUUAGACCAGCGUUAUGUAAACCCACAGAACAUCAUCCAUAAUAUGACUAAAGUCACCAAGCAUGGGGUGGUCACACUGGACGACAAGACCAAUGACCUUCCACACUGGGUUUUGUCUGCCAUGAAGAGCUUGGCCAACUGGCCAAAGUAUGACAGUGCACAGCCAUCCUAUCCUGGCUUUGAGAGAGAUGUCUUCAAAACAGUGUCUGAUUACUUCUACAGCCUUCCGCAGCCGUUACUCACAUAUGAACUGUAUGAACUGUUUAUCAAUGUCCUGGUGUUUUGUGGAUACGUUGCUGCACCCGCUACACGCCAACCUGAGAAAUGCAAGAAGCCUGACCCCCCCUCAGCCCCCCUGCCAGCCAAGACAUCCUUCUGCUCCACAGAGUGUCUCCUCCUGUCACUGCUCCGACAGGGGAUGUGUGAUGAGACGGAGUCACCAAUGACAGAGGUGCUUGGUGGUAAGCUUCAGUCAAGGCUGGCAGCAGUUGAAGGAGGCGGUGCAGGUGAAGGCCAGCUAGGCGGCAGCUGCCUGCACCUCAGCACAGUUUCCACAAAACGUCAAACCAGGAGCUGUUCACUCGAAACCAUCCUCGACGACUCUGCCCCUCUCACCCGACAACAGCUGUUUCUGUCCAGUGACAGUCUGGCAUCCUGCACCUAUGGCAAGAGGAGCCAGGAUGACAGUCCUGCUAUAACAAUACCACACAGUAGUUCAGACUUUGCACCUCUGUCCAAAGCAGCCCCAGUUAGUGACCAGUUACCAGUAGCUCCAGGAGGUACAAUUAGAAACAGACUGUCUGUAGUUUCUAUGACUGGACUGUCAGGCUCACAGAGGUCACGUCCUUUGCAGCCACGCAGCAUAGGCAGCUGUCUGGACAUUGUCCUAGAAACCAGGGAUGAAGAUGUCAACGACUCCAUACGGUGGGGCCGAGCAGCCAGCUGCCUCAACAUGAACACUCUUGCAGACCAGCAUCCCUCUUCCUCUGCUUCACAUCCUCCCUUGUUGACUUCCUGUCAUCCCUUCUCUUCUUCCUAUCAUUCUUUUUCUUUCUCUUCAUCUGCUAUGGCAAAAGUACAAGGGUCUCAUGCUGCUCUAGGACCCAGACCCGCCUCCAGUACCUCUAAUCUUUGGAUGCUUCCUGCACCUGCUGUUGUCCGGCGCUGCCUCAGCUCUCUGGAUGUGCCCGAGUUGCCUCGACCUGUUUCACUGUUCAAAGCGCCUGUGUGUGUGUCCACCAGUACCUCCCACCCUCCCCAAACCAAACCUGAGCACAGCCUUCUUCAGCCUCAGUGUGAGCGUGUAGCAAUCGAGGCCCUGCAGCUCUGCACCCUCCUCCUCCCCCCCGCCUCCCGCAGGAAGUUGCAGCUCCUCAUGAGGAUGAUGUCACGCAUCAGUCAGAACGUGGACAUGCCUCGCCUCCACCCUGCCAUCGGCACCCGAACACUUAUGGUCCACACAUUCUCCAGCUGUGUCCUGGGCAGCGCUGAGGAGUGUGAUUUGGACGAGCUGUUAGCUACCAGGCUGGUGUCAUUUCUAAUGGACCAUCAACAAAGCAUCCUGUCAGUCCCAGGCUACCUGCUCAGUGCCAUCACUGACCGCAUACAGUACCUGCGCACAGCACAGGUCCCUGUCGACGGUGUUUCUGACACCUGUGAUCCAGCUUGUGUUCCAUUGCCAAUCUAUGCGUUCUGCCAUCAAAUUAGCAGUGCCGAGUUUGAACAACAAAAGCUGGCGUCUUCUCAGAAAGCCAUGGAGGAGUUACUGGAGAUCCUGCUGACAGACCAAAACUUAAGUGAGAAGGACAGGCGCAAGAAACUGAAACAGUUUCAGAAGCAGUACCCAGAGAUCUACCGUCGACGGUUCCCGUCCUCAGGGGGAGAGGAUCAGACCAACAACAAGCCAAAGAUUAAACCCCCCCUCCUCAACAUCAAGAAGACCAGACAUUUCAGCAUCAGGAACUGAACUGUUGCCAUGACAGAAGCGGCAGUUUGUUGUCCUUGUUUCACUGUAGCUGCACUGACGACACUGGGAAAACCUCAGCCGUUAACUUUUUCUUGUUGCAUAGGAAGCACCGUUAUUCCUGUUGUGUCUCAUCUGUGUGCUAAUGCAGGCUGGCAUGCUUCUACAAUGUGUAUAUUCAUGUUGUGUGUUUGGUGUGUGUGCCAGCAGCUGAGUAGGAAGAAGUUGGGUGGACAGACGGUAGUUUCUUAGAGCAGUUCAGUUUGAACGCUUUUAUGAUGAAGGGUUUUGUUUUUGCUAACAUGUUAGUUUAGUUUUGUCGGCUUCUGUGUUUGUUUGGAUCUCGUUACCCGUUUCCCUCUCACCCCUCCUUCCCUCUCUAUUGCUAGCUGAUACUUGUGUGUGUUUACUUGUAUGGCUAUAGAGUGUAAGGACCAGUUUGAGUUUUAUACCAUGGGAGUGACGACAUUUUGACCAGUUCCUACUUUCUGACACAGAGUCAAAGGGCUGUUUGAAAGUUAAGACUUGGUUUUAGGGUUUGGGAUAAUGGACUAGAGAAUGCAUUCUGGCAAAGAAAGCCCACAGACUAUGUGUGUGCAUGUGUGUAAAGCUUCAGAGUGCUUUUUGGGAGAAAAUAUACAUAUGGGAAUAAUUAGAUUUUAGAUUAAUUUAUAUCUGAUUGAUCAUGUUGGGAGCAGUGCUAUGUAUCUUUGCCUUAAUUGUGUCUUGUCCUGUGAAAUGUUUUAGUUUACUAAUCAUUUCAGAUUGCAGGCUUUAUUUAAAUUGCUCUUGAGUCUUUUAGAAGUCUGAUGUCAAACCUUUCCUUUGUCAAACUUUUUGUUUGUUUUGUUUUUUUUAGCACGGCAGUCUUUUCUUAUUUUUUUUGUACAUUUCAUUUAUAUUCGGUGUGAUCUGGGAGAUUAUCUCACCCCACUUUUGUAUUUCUCAUUUGUGUGUCUCAUCUUACAUCCCUGCUUACUUUUUUGGACACAAAAGUAUUUUGCACUGGGUUUAGCCAUUAUGAAUGGCCAGCAAAUGUCAAUCAUCCCAAUGGUUAACUUAUAUAUAUUUAAUGCAUGUUGGACUCCAUAAAGAAGGUUUCAUCAGACACAUCAGAUAUUUUGCUGCAGCUUUUCCUUAAAGUUUGGUAACAUUUUUUUUUUUUCCAUGACAUCUGUCACAUUUAAGUGCAUGGAUGUAGCUGAAGUCUAGUGGCAUCCAUUAACUUCAGUGAUGGAUGGUAAUGAGUUUUUGGUACUGUAAGCUGAAGUGCAGUACAGAAGCCAUAUUAUGUCGAGGUCUAAGGAAAUUAACCAAACUUGAUGUCAAGCUUUUUUCUUUUUUUUUUUUUCUUUUUUAUUUAUCUUAGGUUGUAUGAAGUAUUCCUUCUGUCCUGAUAUGUUUGCUUAUACCUCAUCUCAUCAGUUGUGUUUUUGGCAAAGACUUACAGAGAAUUGGAUGUUGUACACCUACAGUUACACUCUUUUCUAUACAUAGCGUACUAUGCAAAGUCCUGGGAAAUAAACUUGUUCAGCUGGUCUUUUUACAUAUGGCUUUGUCCUAUUUCUGUUUACAGUUAUUUGCUAUACUGUAUGUUAUUUAGUAUGCCAGGUCCAAAACGCAACAUAGCCCAUGUGUGCUUCCCUGAGGAUCUCUGACCAUCUUGGUCAUU
Molecule: messenger RNA, 4436 nt
Organism: Monopterus albus (swamp eel)
Lineage: Eukaryota; Metazoa; Chordata; Actinopteri; Synbranchiformes; Synbranchidae
Gene: depdc1
Product: DEP domain containing 1a
Exons: 12
Coding region: 176-2767 (863 amino acids)
Biological process (GO): intracellular signal transduction
Source: RefSeq, a predicted model, not a curated record